ACGGCACAGGGAUAACGUUCAUGCUUCUUCCAUGAAAUCAUUGGAUUCCUUGUUAAAAUUCUAUUUUUUCCCAUAAAAAUGAAGGAACGGCACAGGGAUAAUUCCCACCUUUGUUCCAUUGGAUUCCUUCUUAAAAUUAAAAAUUUUUCCAUGAAAAAGAAGGAACGGCACAGGGAUAACGCCCACCUUUCUUCCAUUGGAUCCCUCCUUAAAAUUCUAUUUUUCCCAUAAAAAUGAAGGAACGGCACAGGGAUAAAUUCCACCUUUCUUCCAUUGGAUCCCUCAUUAAAAUUCUGGUUUUUCCCAUAAAAAUGAAGGAACAGCACAGGGAUAAUUCCCACCUUUCUUCCAUUGACUCCCUCAUUAAAAUCCCAUUUUUCCCAUAAAAACGAAGUAACGGCACAGGGAUAAUUCCCACCUUUCUUCCAUUGGCUCCCUCAUUAAAAUCCCAUUUUUCCCCUAUUUUUCCCCGUUUUCAGCCACCCUGCCCAUGGCGUUCGCGCCUCCCAAAAUUCCGGACGGAUCCGCGCUCCGGCUCCGCCUCAGCUCCUGGACCCCCCUCAACCACCAGCGCAUCAACCACAAGGUAUUUGAAGAAAGACGAGCCCUCCUUGGAAAAUGGUUUGACAAGUGGACGGACGGGCAGAGGAGGAGGAUCCUGCUGGACCUGCUGGAACGCUGCUCGCCGUCGCAGCAGAAGUUCUGCGCCGGGCAGCUGCGCGUCCCCGUCGAGGCCGUGGACUUCAGCACCACGCUGCCCCGAGUCCUCUCCUUGCACAUCUUCUCCUUCCUGGACCCACGGAGCCUCUGUCGGUGCGCGCAGGUGAGCUGGCCCUGGAAGGCGCUGUCGGAGCUGGACCAGCUGUGGAUGCCCAAGUGCUGCCGGUUCGGGUGGCGGCUCGGGCCCGGCCCCUCGCCCGCCGCGCCGGGCGCCUGGAAGAAGCUCUACGUGGCCAUGGUGCGCGAGCUGCGCAUCGCGCGGCCCGAGACCCCGGCCAAGGCCCAGCUCGUCGUGGCCGAGGCGCAGCCGGGAAAACGCCGCGGCCCCGAGGGGAAACGUUCCGUGGGGACCACCAGGGAGCUCCGGCCGUGGCGCCCGGCGGACAGGAACCCCGCGGACACCGCCCAAAGCUACAACCACCUGGACAACCUGGACCCCACCGAGCAGGCCAGGCGGGCUGGGAUCCCAGCCUGCCUCCGUUCCCGCGGAACGUUUCAACGCCAAUUAUUCCUGCAAAUCUGCCAUUUAUCCUCAAUUACAGCGGAUUAUUGCGAGGAGGGCGAGGAAUUCCGUGAGAUUUGCCUGUUUAUUGAGGAUCUGCCUUUAAUAUCCCUUAAGCUGCGGGUAAUUGCUGCAGCUCGGGCUCGUCUCUGCUGAUUAUUCCGGGUGCUGACCCAAGCUCCCGCUCCCCCAGCGACGUUCCGCCGCUUCUUUUCCACGCACACCUCGCCGCCCCUUCCCAAAAAAUCCUCCCACCGAGGCUCGGCGCCGUUGGAGGAUGUUUGGGAAUGGGAAUUCAGCUGGAUCCAUGGAGCUGGGGGACACCUCCAGCAGGUUUCUGGUGUCUCUGUGGGAUCCACCUCGGCGCAGGCAGAACCCUGCCCGAGCUGGAACAGAAAUCCCGAGGGAAAAAUCUCCCACCCUGGAGCUCAAGGGCAGGACAACCUCUCCUGGUGUAAAAUGGAUUUUGGGAGGGUGUCCAACGAGACGCUGCCACAACAGAAUCCAUUUAUUCACCCGGGAUUUGCCACGGGGAAUCCGGCACGGGAAACGACUUUUGCUGCAGCCUGGAAAAAGGAGCAGGGCUGGGGCUUUUCCUUGAGGAGAAACCCAAAGUGGUGGUGGGCAGGAAAAACCUGCGGGGAGCUCUUCUCACCCCAAAACCCCCUGAGCCAACAAAUCCUUUAUUUCCCACUCGAGCGGCCGAGGAAGCUGCGGAGAAUUCCUUGUGGAUCAAGAGGAUCACAUCAAAGGAAUGCCUGACGCCACCAUCAAAGCCAGGUGGGAGACGAGUCGCUGGCUGCUGCCUUGACUCCGAAUUAAUCUCCCUAAUUCCAGGCUGGCUUUGGCACAAUUGAAGAGGUAAUCGACCAAAAAGAAGUUUUUCACAAAGUCUUGGGCCUGGUUAAAAUCUCCUCAGAGCCCGACCUCGCUCUGCAGUUGUUUUCUGGUGCAAAGGGAGGGGAGGGCUCUGCUGCUCAUCACAUCAAGGGGAAAUAUUGGCAUUUAAAUGGCAGAAUUCAUGGAAUUCCAGAAUGGUUUGGGUGGAAAGAGACAUUAAAAUUUAUCCAGUUCCAACCCUGACACCUUCCACCAUCCCAGGCUGCUCCAAGCCCCAUCCAGCC
Molecule: messenger RNA, 2346 nt
Organism: Lonchura striata (white-rumped munia)
Lineage: Eukaryota; Metazoa; Chordata; Aves; Passeriformes; Estrildidae
Source: RefSeq, a predicted model, not a curated record